Molecule: messenger RNA, 4035 nt
Organism: Oikopleura dioica
Lineage: Eukaryota; Metazoa; Chordata; Appendicularia; Copelata; Oikopleuridae
Source: the annotation of a GenBank genome assembly
AUGCUGCUGCUUGGCUUAUUGCUGGGCACGGCAUUUUCUGCGACGAGAUAUGAGGGCAUUCCAUAUGCUCUGCCUCCCGUAGGAGAUCUUCGAUGGCGCAAGCCAGUUUCUCACGGAAUGACUCUUCUUGAAGCCAUGGACGCUAGAAUUAACGGAAAUCGCGAAGCAUGUAUCCAGCAAGACGGCACUGGCAAGGAAGAUUGUCUCUACCUUGACAUCGUGAAACCAGAUGAUCCGUCAAAAACUGGCCUUCCAAUCUACUUUUGGAUUCACGGAGGUCAUUUCAGAAAUGGAGCAGGAGCUUGGUACACUGGAGCUCCUCUUGGAGACAGCGAAGAAAUGAUCGUGGUGUCUAUCCAGUAUCGAUUGGGGCCUUUGGGAUGGCUGAACUACCCAAGACACAAGGGUUCCGAAAUCCCGUUGAACAUCGGUCUCUGGGAUCAACGAAUGGCUCUCAAAUUUAUCUACGACUACGCAACAACUAUCGGAGGAGAUCCCAACCGAAUCACAGUCUCUGGCGAAUCCGCUGGUGGAAUUUCAACGAGCAUCCAUGCUCUUUCACCUGGUAGCUCAAUGUACAUCUCCCAGACUCUCCAGCAAUCUGGGGCUGCUGCACUCUCCACCCCCGAAGCUUACGCUAAUGCCGGCAUUGACGGUGUACUUGUUUACAUCUGCGGCCAAAUAAGUUGCCCAGCCUUCACGACCGGCCAAGAUAUUCUCGCAUAUUUGAGAACCCUGCCGUCCACGGGCGAUAAUUCUGCUGAUUUCUGGACAGUUUAUCACACUCUUUCUGCUGCAACGUCUGCUGGACCAACAAGUGACGACAGAGAUUUCUACGGUGGAAAAACUCUUGACGAAAUUAUCGCCGACAAAAGCUUCAAAGUCAUGCCAACGAUCAUUUUCUUCACCUCCUUCGAAGGAUCCCUCAGCGUCGGAUCAUAUCCAACAAAAUACAACAGGGACAAUUUCAUGAGUGUUUGGUCUGAUGAGGGACAAGGAAGCUUGCUUAUGAGUCAUAAGGAUCUUACUUCUGAAGAGAUCCGUGAAAUAACCUGGAGAUCUUAUGGCAAACUUGCUUGCGAUUUUCCCGAUGAAACUGCAGCGAAAUUCGAAAAUAUUGACGACAAUACUGGUAUUCGAAUUGCUUUGGAUCUUUACGGCGAUUUGAUGUUCCGUGGUCCGGGAAUAAGGGUUGCUCUUGAAUACGCUCUUGCUGGAGCUGAUACUUGGAUCAUGCACUUUGACACGGCUGAAAAUCAUGGCGAUGUGCAAUGGAGCAAGGGAGCCCCGCACGCAGCUGAACUCAAGUACCUCUUCGGUUGGGGCCCAACUUCCGCGCCAGGUUCCGUGGGCGAAUUCAUGCUCAAGACUUGGCGAGCCUUUGUGACUACGGGAAGUCCUAACUGGGGCACUUAUACCUUUCCUCAAUAUGACGGUUUUGAAAGGCACAUUGAAAUCGAAUCCGAAAAUGAAGCGACCGUAAUUGUCCGAAGCGACGACCGUUUCGACUUUGAUGCUCACCUCUUUUACGACAGCAAUAAUCAAGCACCCCUCGACAUUUGCGUUUCUCCAACUCAGCCACCAACAAUCCCUCCAACGCCUCCUCCAGAUUACUGUACUUCCGUCACUGUAAGCGGAACAGCCUCGGGCAGGAACAACUAUUUCUUCAACGGAGUCUAUCACAAACAAGCUGAUCUCGUCAAUGGUUCUCCUCAAUUCAAAUAUGGUGGCUGGCAUCUUGAGCGGACAACAUCUGGCGGAUGGGUGAUAAACUACCAAGGCGGUAGUGCAAUUGCCUGGGGAGUAGUCCUCGAUCACUGGUGCCCUGCUUACACGACAGGAGGCUGGAGAUGGUGGGACAGUAUUACGAGCACCGUCGUUGAUGACAAUGCAGGUGUGAUUGUUACUACUGAUUCUGUUUCAACAACACCUGCGACAACAACAACAACGACAGGAACAGGAACAACAACGACUGUCUCUUCAACAACCACCACGACAAAGUCAACGACUACGACAACAAACGCGCCAACAAACUGCGAUAUCGUCUGGACCUACGGAUCUGGCUCAGUUCCCUACCACAUGACCGGAGAAUACGAGUUCACUGGAACCAUGGUCAACGGAAAGAAACGAUACGACUAUUUCAUUCCUGGUCUUUGGCUGAUCUGGAAAGAUGGUUCUUGGCGAGUUUCUUACAGUCCAACUGAUGGCGACAUGAUGCUUGCAUCCGGAUCGACGAACUCUGAUUGCCCCGCUGAUGCCGGAUCUUGGGCAAAUGUCCAUGGUGAAGCUGAUUUCUUCGUGACAGACAAUGAGGCUGACAUUCCACCAAUUACUCCUCCUGUUGCGACUCCAUGUGACUCAUUUACAAUGGCCUCGAUAACAAAUAACCCCGCUAAUUUCAUCGGAUUCGGAACCUACCAGAAAACGGCUGAUUCGACCAAUGGAUGGCCAAUUUACCAAAAUGAGCAUGGUUUUGAAGCCCAUAUGAACAGUCUGGGAUUCUGGCUUUUUGAAAAAGACGGGGAUGCAAGAACAAUGUUUGGUACCACCAAAGGAGCAAGCUGUCCAGCUCCCACGGCAUCAGAACCUGCUGGAAAAUGGAACUACUGGAAUGGAGCAUACACUGAAUACACAGAUGAUAUUUAUGCCCUGACCGGGAACCCAUCCGGAGCUUGCCCAGAAGUGCAUGUUUUUGGCGACAUAACCGUGCCUUACUACAUUACGGGGCCUUUCAAAUGGGAAGGAGGUUUUAUGAAUGGAAAACAACUGUACGUUCAUGAUCCACCAGGAUUAUGGCUUGCUUUUGACGAAGGAAUGUGGCGAGUCGCUUAUGAUCUGAGCGAUCCGAAGACUCUUAAUCUUGCCUCAGGUGUUGGAGAUGUUGACUGCCCAGCAGACGCAUCUUCCUGGUGGGUGUGGGACGGAACUCAGAGCGUUGAAAAUCCAGCCGACUUUAAUUUGGUCUCUGAUCCAGCUGAUAUUCCCGAUCUGACAGGAACAAUCAACCCGCUGGAUUCGGUGCUUAUGGAACGUACACUAGAACCGCUGAUUAUUCCCAUCUCUGGCCAGUGUAUCAAAAUGAGAAUGGCUGGCUUGCAGAGAGAAAUAAACAUGGUUUCUGGGAGUUUAACAAGAUUUGACUGUCACAACAACAACGACAACGUCGACAACGACAACAUCGACUACGACCACUACGACUACUACAACGACGACAACAACAACAACAACGACAACGACAACAACAACUACGACAACAACGACAACAACGACUACGACUACGACUACGACUACGACUACGACUACGACUACCACAACGACUACAACGACCACAACUACAACAAAAAACCAGCCCACCGAAGCAAGUACAGCAACUACGGCUACUACAGCCACUCAGAAGACACAGACAGUAACUCCGAAACGUACAGUAACUACAGUACCGCUGAUGAAGGUAGCGAGCAGCAACUUGAGAGUGAAAUGAUGAGUAAUCUACCGGAUGUGAAGUUGAACUCGGCCUGGGACUUUUACUACACGAGAAAUGAUGUUGAAAAUUAUGAAGACAGGCUGGUUUAUGUUGCGAGUUUUGAGACGGUGAAGGAAUUUUGGGCGCUCUAUCAUCAUAUCAAACUUCCGGCAUAUCUACCUCAAGGAUGUGACUAUAUGGUCUUUCGUCAAGGAAUCCGCCCAAAAUGGGAAGACUCCGCCAACCGCUCAGGAGGCCGCUGGCUUUGCGAAAUUGACCGCGCUUCAAGAAACACAUCCCUCAAUUCAAAAUGGCUCGAAACCCUCCUUGCCAUCAUUGGCGAGCAGCUGAACACAUCGGAGAUCACAGUCAACGGGGCAGUCGUUCAGUCGAGGAGAAAGAUCGACAGGAUCAGCGUCUGGGUCAAUUCUUCGGAAAACGGAAAUGAAGUUCGCCAAACUGGGUACAAGUACAACUCGCUCGUCAAAUCCGCCCAUGGGUUGAAAUUCCAGAGUCACGAGGCCAACAGCAGAAGGCAAACAAAUGGGCUCAUGUACGAACACGUGAUCCACUGA